This is a messenger RNA of Drosophila arizonae, 1842 nucleotides long. It is a transcript of the gene mri, whose product is annotated as BTB/POZ domain-containing protein mrityu. Gene Ontology annotation, biological process: positive regulation of phosphorylation. Lineage: Eukaryota; Metazoa; Arthropoda; Insecta; Diptera; Drosophilidae. The record is from RefSeq and is a predicted model, not a curated record. Gene Ontology annotation, cellular component: cytoplasm. Gene Ontology annotation, molecular function: protein binding.
GUUGUCGAUUUAUUAUAAAUAAGCCUUCGUUGGACACGCCGAUGUCACUGGCAAUUUGUUAUCGAAUAACUGUCAACCACCGAAAAAAAAAAUAGCAAACGAAGAGAAUAUACAGAAGCGCAAAAAACAGUUCGCACAAAUUUUUUUACAUCAUAAAAUAAUGUAAGGAGAUGCUCGCUGGCAAAUAGUUAUUGCGACUUACAGAUUAAAACAAACGAUAAGCACUUUAGUGAAACCGUCCGCACGAAGCUGCGCUAGUGCAAAUGCAUUUCUUUGUCUGCACUUUGCUGGAAUAAAGUUCUCGAACAAACGUUUUUUUUUGUUCGGUCGAGUGCGAAUAAAAAUUCCUGAAAAAUGUCAACAACUCCAAAUUCCAAUAGUAGUGGUAGUAAUAGCAACAACAACAACAACAAUAAGCAAAAACARCAACAGCAACAGGAUACAUACAGUGACAGCAGCAGCAUCGAAGAGAAUUUAGAGGCUGCCGAGGAGCGUCGUAGGCGCAUCCUAAAGAAUCGCAGUCGCAGCAGCACCUACAUGCAGAGACAGCAGCACACCGCUAUGAGCGUGAGUAGUGGUGCGAUUUCCAAACAUGACAAGUCGAUGACACCAACGACAAGCAGCGCAGCCGCUGCCGCCGCUGCUGCAGCAGCUGCCACAGUGCGUUUGGGUCCACCGGAGCGCAUAUCGAUGUUGGUGGAUGGCGUACGCUUCACAGUGGAGCAAACGCUGCUCACCGCACAUCCCAAUACCAUGUUGGGCACGAUGUUCGGCACAGGCUUUCAAUUUGUUCAUCCCAAUGAGCGCGGUGAAUAUGAAUUAGCGGAUGGCAUAUCUCACUUGGUGUUCCGUUCCAUACUGGAGUAUUACAAAAGUGGAGUUAUUCGCUGCCCGCCCACUGUAUCGGUGCCUGAGCUGAAGGAAGCAUGCGACUAUCUGCUAAUACCCUUUGACGCGACCACUGUGCGCUGCCAGAACCUAAGAGGCCUGCUUCAUGAGCUGAGCAACGAGGGAGCCCGCCAGCAGUUCGAAGUCUUUCUUGAGGAUUUGAUAUUGCCUUUAAUGGUUGCCUCAGCACAGCGCGGCGAUCGCGAAUGCCAUGUCGUAGUACUGCUCGAUGACGACAUGGUCGACUGGGAUGAGGAAUUCCCCCCGCAAAUGGGCGAGGAGUAUUGCCAGACUGUGCACAGCACUGCCAUGCAUCGUUUCUUCAAGUACAUCGAGAAUCGUGAUGUGGCCAAGCAGGUGAUGAAAGAUCGAGGAUUAAAGAAAAUACGCUGCGGCAUUGAGGGCUAUCCCACACACAAGGAGAAGAUUCGUCGACGUCCUGGCGGCCGAGCUGAAGUCAUUUAUAGUUACGUUCAGCGUCCAUUCAUACACAUGUCGUGGGAGAAGGAGGAAGCCAAGAGCCGUCAUGUCGAUUUCCAGUGCGUUAAGUCCAAGUCUGUUACGAAUCUCGCCGAGGCGAAUGCCGAUCCACCUCUGGAACUAGAUGCAAGUGGCAAUCCCAUUCCACCGCCCGCCAUAGCUGUUGUGAAUGCUCAUGUUGAUCUGGCUGCACCUGCUGUUGGCCUGGUUGGUGUGGGCGUGGCGGCUGAUGUUGUUGUAGCUGUGGAUGAAGCCGCCGGCGGCGUCGUGCUAAACGAGCAGGAUCAUGCAGCCGCAGCAAAUGCUCCACCCGGCAUCGUUGAUGAACACGUGUAGAGAUCGACCCCAAGGGUUAGAGUUUAUACACUGCCAUCUUAGCUAGCUGCACGCACCCUCUCGAAGCAAGGCUUUGUACGUUUUGAAACCGAACUUUUUGUAUACACUAUCGAAAUAUAACGAACACAUAAAUUAUAA